Messenger RNA from Amphimedon queenslandica, 2557 nucleotides. RefSeq lists its product as uncharacterized. Gene Ontology annotation, molecular function: nucleic acid binding. The record is from RefSeq and is a predicted model, not a curated record. Bases 521 to 2428 code for a protein of 635 amino acids. The transcript is spliced from 12 exons. NCBI's taxonomy places the organism in Eukaryota, Metazoa, Porifera, Demospongiae, Haplosclerida, Niphatidae.
GUUUGUAGGGAUAAAGUCGUGUGAUCGAUAAUUUUGAAAGUGGCCUCAUAUUGGGUAAUGACUGGCUCAGAUAAGAAGAGAAAGAAAGUAUUUAACGAUGUGGUUAAAAUGAAGAAAUCCAAGAAGAUAAAGGAUGCCGGUGGUCACAGUGAAGUAGUAGUACCAGAAGUGCUUAAAACAGAUAAAAAGAAAAAGAAGGCUAGUAAGAAGGAAGAGAAGGCAGCACCUCAGCCUACGUCUACCAAGAGUGGUAGCAAGAAGGUCACUAAACCAAAGGAGGAAAUCUCUAGCAGGAUUUCAGAAGUGGGAGAAAUUGACAUCUCAAAGAUGGUGGCUCCUCCCUUUAAGGCUGUUCCUACUAAGGCCGUGAAAGAGCAAGCAGUUAAAGGCAAGAAAUUUAAGAAGCCAAAGAAAAGUGCCAAAGAAGUUAAUUGUAGUACAGCCUUUAAAGAAGGCUAGCAAGAAACAAGCAACCAAAGCAAAUGAUGAUACCUCGAGCAGUAGCUCUGAUUAUAAAGACAUGGAGAUUGUUAAGAUUGGAAAGAAAGCACCACCAGCAAAGAAGAAGGAUGACAGCAGUUGUGGCAGUGAUGAAACUGAUAGUGUAGAUACAACUCCUCCUGAACUACAUGUAGUUGCUAAACCUACUAAUCAUGCUAAAGACAGUGAUUCAUCUGAUGCCUCUUCUGAUGAUGAAAGUGAAGAGACAAAGGAACCAGCUAAAGCCAGGAUUAAAAGGAAAAAAGAGGAAUCAGAGAGUGACAGUGAUGAUGGCAGUGGUGAUGAGAGUGAAACUCAUAAUGUGCCACAGGCCAAGAAAAUGAAAAAAGAGCAUUCAGCAAUUGUUGGUAAUCUUUCACUUGGCUGUGAUGAAAACUCCUUGUAUUCAUUUAAUGAUGAUUCAGGAUUUGAAUCUAGUGCUUUUGGAACCAUAACACGUCAUGGUCAAUCCAAAGGGUUUGGACAUGCUGAAUUCUCAAACAAGUUAGUGCCUCUAAAUGUAAUCAAGACACUGUCAAAGACUGGCCUUUGGGGAAGAAAUUUGAUACUGGAUCUGGCAAGCUGUUUUAAUAGCAGCAGUACUACACCACGAGGUGGAUUUGGUGGUAUAGGAGGCCAUGGCAUGUCUGAAGCUAUUAAACCAGAGCUACUGAGCAACCUCCGGGCCAUUAAUGAAAAGAUACGGUCUCUCGAUGAACGAAUUGAGGUUGUCAAUCACAAGAUAAACGGUUGUCAGGAUCAGAGAAAAAAUUGGAAGUCACUGUAUACUGAAACAAAUAUGCCCGACACAGCAUCAUUGGCACUUCGUAUUGUUUGGGAACUUGAUAAUCAAAUUGGAGCUUUAUUAAAGAGUCAUGAAUCUUUGAUGAUGAAAUUGGAAUUGGAAAAGAGUGCUCUUCAAUCAUUGCAAAAGGGGUUUGUUUUCAGAGUCUCUAGUGAUAACAACAAGAAAAAGAUGACAUUCUGUUUGAUAGACAUCUACAAUCCAGUUUAUCGUGAAGUAUACCUUGAUGCUUCCAUUUCUGACUUUCCAUUCAGAAUUCCUCUGGAUGCAUUACCAGACAUACUAAAACCGUGUUCUCAAAUAGAACAUAAGAAAGACCGUAAUGUAGGUGGAAAAUAUGUUGGAUUUAACGGGAAGUACAUCUAUGCCUUUGAUACACCUCUUUGUGCCAGUAGUGCAACAUUAGAUCAUUUUAUUGAUGUUGUGAAUUGCCAUGAUGAUCUUACAGUAGCCCUGACUACAGUAGAUAUUCCAACACCUUUCAUUCCAGUGAAACAAGUAUUUCCAGGAUCUGUGAUAGAAACUGCAGCUGAAGUUAUUGAUCAAGCACUGGAGAACAUUGAUACUAUCAAUUGUAUUGAAUCCAUUCAUGCCACUGUGAAACAAGCUUUUGAUGACGUUUGGAGCAAACCUUUAAAAUCAGUUACAAUCAAUAACAACCAGCAAUUAGUGAAUUGGUUAAAACCUCUGCUUUGUAAUGACAGUUUUAUCUUGUCUGAGAAACGAAUCGUUUCGCAACAUUUUACGUAUUAUCAAAACUCAAAAACGGGACGUUGCAUAUUGAUGAAAAACUCACCAAAUGGAGUAGUAAUACAAAGUGUACAGGAGAUGGAUGAGGAUGAGGAGCAACAAGUGGAAUCGUCAGAGGACCGUACUCUCUCACAAUUGUUAGCCGGCAUGAUGGCUACUGCUGGGGAGGUGGCUGGAAGAUGCAUUCAAUAUGGUACCUAUUUCAAAGAAGUAACUGUAUAUGGAGUUUUCUGUUCUUUUGAAUCAAAUGAAGCUUCAUUAUGUAAACUGAUUUUGAACUUUGAACUUGGAGAGUCAAAAAUAAUAAAGUAUGUGGAUGAAAAUGAUCAACCACAAUUCAGUAGUAUUGAUAGAAUGAUUUUAUAUGCUGUGAAUCUGUCAUUUAAUCAUUGAUUAUUGUAACAACUAGACUAGUUCUCAUAUAAUUUUUUUGCUGUGAUUAUUAUUUCUGGUCAAGUUGAUCAAUACACAUAUGCAAUGUUCAAGUGCAAUUGACUAAUAAAAGAAUACAUUUCAGAGAAA